UAGCUGGCAGCGCCGUCGAAAGUGCUGCCAUCAGUUGGGCAAAAUAAAGCUCAAAGGACACAAAGGAGCAGCAUAAAAUGAGAAAACAUGUGUUCGCUUUCUCGCAAAAUCGAUGAAUGAAUGCCAAAAGCAAAGUUUUUGAUGCGUUUCCCCAUUUCCACUGUCACUUGGCGAUUACGCGAACAACACAGAAAAGCUGCGGCAACGUCACGUCAUUAAGUGGUGCCGCUGCUCAUAAAAAGUAGAAAAAAUACUGACUGCAGCGACGUUACGAGUAUCCAAAGUUCCGCAUGACCUUAUGAAAGUGUUCGAGACAAGAGUGAAUUAAAAAUCUAACAGAAACUCUGGAGAAUUCGAAUUCCGGUCAACUAGUUACCACACACAAAGCUGUAAAUCAUACCAAACGUUGCUGGGGUGGCGGUUGAACAAUUUGCAAAAGCAGCAAUUACCGCAUUUUGUAAAGCUCUGAAAAUGGGGAUUACAGAACCACAGAGUACAGGAGCGGUAAAUAAUCCGACUGUGGCGUCUACUGUUGAGAGCAAACAGUUUUUAACUUUGGACAAAUUUCGGGAAAUAUUUAAACAUGUUGAACCAAAUGUUCAAAUCAAUUCAUUUGAGUUAGCUCCGGGUUCCGGCCGUGGUGACAAUUAUACGGCAUCGUUAUAUCGCAUACACUUGACCGGCCAACAACAAAAUUUAGAGGAUGCUAACGAGAGUAAAUGGGAACUGAAUGUUAUUUGCAAGGUGUUGCCUGAGAGUGUGGUGCGACGUGAGGCGUACAAGAGCGACAAUCUAUUUCGCAACGAGGUGGAGUUUUACACAACUAUAAUACCAGAGCUACUCAAAUUUCAGGCCAGCAAAACGGGCGUAGAAGCGCCCCUUUUUAACUCCAUACCCAAAUGUUAUUCCGCAAGAAAUGAUUUACUUAUUAUGGAGGACCUGCGCAUACGGGGCUUUGAGAUGCCGGAUCGCAUCAAGGGACUGAGUAUUGAGGAAACAGAAGCUGUCCUGCUACAGGUAGCACAAUUUCACGCGCUCAGCUUGGGCUAUAAGUUCGAACAUCCCGAGAAAUUCGCCAAAAUGUGCAGCAUGGUUAGCGAGGGUCUAUUCUGUGCCUCCAAUGCCAGCUGGUAUAAGAAUUAUUAUGAACGUCUGUCAAAAAAUGCCAUUAAAAUGGUAUCCGAUGUGCUACCCGCAGACUCAAAAUAUUUGCAUGCCUUGCGAGACUUUGCCGAAAGCUCCUCGUUUUUUGGCCAGAUGGUGCAUCUGGUUAGUGCCGAAUCACCAUUAUCGGCCAUUUGUCAUGGCGAUUGCUGGGCCAAUAAUUUCCUGUAUCGCUAUGAAGGGGAUCACGAGCGUGUUCUGGAGGUGGCACUGGUGGACUUUCAAUUAAUACGCUACAGUUCCAUAGCACUGGAUAUUGCCAAUUUGUUAUACUGCUGUACUACGAAAAAGAUGCGCGACGCCCACUUGCAGGCGUUGCUGAAAGUUUACACUGUAGAGCUCUACAGAUGGCUGGAGAUUUUAUGCACCACCUUGCCUGAUCAUUGCAACACCCUGGACAAAUUUCAAGCACUCUUUGCUUGCGAAUUGAAGACUUUUGGUCGCUUUGCGCUGGGCCUGGCUUUGGAUAUAAUACCCAUUAGCACUUGUUCCUCGGAGGAUGCACCCGAUUUGUAUUUAAAUCGCAAUGAUGAACUAGCAGAGGACGGCGCGCCCGAAUUAAACUUUCCGCCCAAUGAUUUGUGUCGCCAGAAAAUGUCAGAGAUUGUCAUAGAUAUGGUCGAUGGUGAAAUGCUUUAGGGUCGGCCAGCGAUAUAACAGAUAAAAGGCCCGUUACAAUUGCUCUAUGGAGUAUUUAGCCAAACCUCCAUACGUUCUAAGUUUACUUAAUACCUACCCAGUAAAUAUGUUAAAAGCUG
This is a messenger RNA of Scaptodrosophila lebanonensis, 1922 nucleotides long. RefSeq lists its product as uncharacterized. Lineage: Eukaryota; Metazoa; Arthropoda; Insecta; Diptera; Drosophilidae. The record is from RefSeq and is a predicted model, not a curated record. The transcript is spliced from 5 exons. Bases 472 to 1803 code for a protein of 443 amino acids.